This is a messenger RNA of Recurvomyces mirabilis, 3417 nucleotides long. It is a transcript of the gene BST1, whose product is annotated as GPI inositol deacylase. The record is from RefSeq and is a predicted model, not a curated record. Gene Ontology annotation, molecular function: phosphatidylinositol deacylase activity. Lineage: Eukaryota; Fungi; Ascomycota; Dothideomycetes; Mycosphaerellales; Teratosphaeriaceae. Gene Ontology annotation, biological process: endoplasmic reticulum to Golgi vesicle-mediated transport; GPI anchor metabolic process. The transcript has 2 exons. Gene Ontology annotation, cellular component: endoplasmic reticulum. The coding region runs from base 1 to 3417 and encodes 1138 amino acids.
AUGCGACAACGCCCUUCGGUUUCAGCCGACGAUGAUACGCACCGCCUUGGAAGUGUCUCUGCGAUAGCCGUUACCGACGCGACAGGCGGCAGGGCGGAGAUGGGACGGGAGGUGGUGAGGUCGCCUGCUAAGGCUUCGACGAGAGCGCCAGAGAAGAAGACAGGUGCUGGUAGAGGGGUACCUGUCGAGGAGGCUGCGUUGGUGCACCCGCCAGCAUGGUCGGAAGGUGGGCAUACAGAUGCGAUACAGCAUGAAAUAGAUGGUCAGAAUGUAGGCAAGGAGGCGUCAGAGGGUAUGGCGGAUAGGCUUGAUCGGCAACGCGCGCGGACAAGAGGACCAUGGUCGUGCUCACUGCUCACACUCGCCACGACUGCGUUUGCGAUUAUGAUGCUGGCAACCAUAGUACGAUCGUUCCUCACGUUACAAAUGGACCCCAAAGGAUGCGCCAUGUCAUACAUGAUGCCAGCGUUUGCACACUUCUCCGACUUCGACACAGAGCAUACGCGCUUUGCCAGCAAAUACUCCCUGUACCUAUACCGAGAGGGAGGGGUAGACGAGGAUACGCGCGUGAAGGGCAUACCUGUCAUCUUCAUACCUGGGAAUGCUGGGAGCUACAAACAAGUGCGACCAAUCGCAGCAGAGGCUGCGCAUUACUUCCACGACGAACUCCGGGAGGACUCCGAGGCCAUAGGCAAUGGCAAGCGACCACUGGACUUCUUCACAGUGGACUUCAACGAGGAGCUGUCCGCUUUUCAUGGACAAACUCUACUGGAUCAGGCUGAGUAUCUCAACGAGGCGAUAGCAUAUAUUCUGGCUUUGUACCACAAUCCUCAUCGAUCACAGCGGGAACAUGGUCUGCCAGAUCCCAAGUCCGUAAUCAUCCUUGGUCAUUCCAUGGGUGGUGUAGUUGCAAGGACGAUGUUGCGUAUGCCAAAUUACCAGGAGAACACAAUCAACACGAUCAUCACCUUGAGUGCGCCGCAUGCACGUGCCCCAAUCUCCUUCGAUGCGGAGAUGGUGGCGACGUACAACGACAUCAACACUUUCUGGCGGCAAUCUUACACUACGGCCGACCCGAGGAGAAAUCGUCUGGCAGAUGUGACUUUGGUCUCGGUAGCUGGUGGCGGACUGGACACAAUGAUCCCAUCUGAGUACUCCAGCUUGACAUCUCUGGUACCAGAUACACAUGGCUUCACUGUCUUCACGUCUGCGAUACCCUGUGUAUGGACUGGUAUGGACCACUUGGCCAUUAUGUGGUGCGAUCAAUUUCGCAAAGCGCUGGUCAGAGCCGUCUUUGACGUUGCAGAUGUGAGGCGGUCGUCUCAGACACUACCACAGGCUGAGCGAAUCAAAGCGCUGAGAAAGCGUCUUCUCACUGGCAUGGAGUCGGUCGUUGAGAAGGCAGCACUUGAGCAGGAACCUACCACAUUCUUGACCUUGGAGCAUAGCUCGACUAAGAUCAUGUCCCAUGGAGAGCGCCUUGUGCUACGAAAUAUCGGAGGUUCCACUAGGACCAGAGCACAUCUUAUGCCGAUUCCGGUGCAGCCAUUCGUCGAAGGAAGCAAGCUGACGAUGCUCACCGACCAGACGCUGGACACUGGUCUCAACAAUGGCUCGGUGGCAACACUGCUGUGCAGCGUCUUCCCACCAACGGGAGGCUUGGGCGGCUUAAUGUUCGCAAUCAAUAUGGAUGUCAACCCGAAUAGCGCAGGCUCAACACGCCUGGCCUGCAAGAAUGUCGCGUCUGACGUUUCGUAUCUACCUGCAUCCACAAACACGUCAGUUAACGCUUUCGACGACGCACCGCCCUUCAUUUACCUACAGUAUGACCUGAAGGACCUACACGAUUAUCAAUUCAUCGCGGUCGUCGAGCAGACCACUGAGCCAAGCAAUGGUUGGCUCAUUGCAGAGUUCAGCUCGGGUGCUGACAAUACCAUCAUGAUCAGCAAAGGCCACCAUCAGCUGCUGAUGAAUGGGCUACGGCGUCGCUUACCCGCCGGUGGACCCAUGAUGACGGAGCUGAAGAUCCCGGAAGUCCACUCGACCCUCUUCGCAUACUACCUGCACGUCCGCCAUCACAAGUGCGAGUCACAGCAUGAGGAAAUCUUCUCGCCACUUCUGCGGCAAUACAUUCAGGAGCCGUACGAGUCCAAGUAUUUCGUGAACACACAAGGUGGCAACAUCAACGUGCACGGACUCUCACCAUAUAUGCCGCCUCCACUCAGCGGUAAAGGUGCCACAGAAGGCCUAUCGCUACAGCUCUGGGCUGACCCAACGUGCAACUCGACUGUGAAAGUAUCCCUCAAAGUCGACAUAGUGGGCAGUGCCGGCAAGCUGGUCAUGCGCUACAGGACUGUCUUCGCUUCCUUCCCACUGCUUGUCGUUGCCGUCGUGCUACGCAAGCAGUUCAAGGUCUACGACACUACAGGCGUCUUCAUGAGUUUCUCACACGCCACGGAUCAGUGUAUCCGCACGUCCCUACCUGCAGUCUUUACAGCACUUACCUUCCUUGCAGUCGCCUUGUCAAAAGCUACACAAGGUCCCUGGGCACGGAGGUGGUUCAGCAAUUCGACCGGCGCUAGUAUGGAGGAAAUCGACUUUACCAUCAACGACUUCAUGCUGGGAACUUCGGAUCCAUUUUUCUGGUUCUUGGUGCCUCUAUUUGGCGUCAUCAGCGUGGGUAUCUGUAUUGCGGGCAACUACUUCGUACUCACCAUCACGCAUCUACUCACUGCGAUACAUGGCAUCGUCCGAAGCUUGACGACACGAGGCGAUGACGCUCGAACACCGGCGAAUGCCUUCGCGAUGACCGCACCUUAUCAGCGGAUGGUCAUCACCGGCAUCCUACUACUCAUGGUCAUCACAAUCGUACCAUAUCAAUUCGCAUACGUUGUGCUCUGCAUAGUCCAAAUCGCAACAUGUGUCCGGGCGUUGCGAGUAGCAUUUGACGAUCUAUCUGGACAAAGCUACAACUUCUACAACUAUGCGCACUCGAUGCUGGUGCUGAUGCUUUGGAUACUACCAAUAAAUAUGCCGGUCCUGGCAGUCUGGAUACACAACCUCGCGGUGCAUUGGUUGACACUCUUCUCGACCCAUCACAAUUUGCUCUCGGUACUACCGUUUAUACUUAUCGUUGAGACGAUGAGUACGGGUAGUAUGGUGCCGAGAGUGACGAGUCGGGUACGAUACAUCACGAACAUCUCAACCUUUGGCUUCGCUCUCUACGCCGCCGUCUACGGCGUCACCUAUGCUUACCGACUCCACCACAUGGCCAAUGCAUUAUGCGCAUGGCUCUUCAUAAUACAUCUAUCCAAUGGUCCACUGUCGCUGGCGAAGCUGGGCCAGUAUUUACCCAGGUCGAGAGGGGCAUCGGGGUCGGCGUCGCAAGGAGGUCGGCAUGUUAAGAAACGGCCUUAG